UGUCAAGCAAGGAAACUGAAAUUUGAAGCAAUGUUCGACUCCCUUCCUCAGGAAAUCACUCAUGAUAUCCUAUUUAGACUACCCAUUAAAUCUUUGAUCCAAUGCACCUCGGUGUGCAAGCCAUGGAGAUCCAUGAUCAUAAACCAAAGCUUCAUUCAGUCCCACCUUAGGCGAAAAAUCAGUUUCCAUAAACGGAAUGACAUUCACCUCUUCCUAGUCCACAGUGUUUCUGGUCAUCUUAUAACUUCUGUUAGAACCCACCGCCACAGAACGGUUGUGUCCAAAAUAAGACAAGAGGUCUUUUCUGUGCAUUAUGAUAACCAGGAUUUUGACAAGAACUUCGAGAUAGAAUUUCCAAGUGCUCUCAAGAAAAAACUGAAGAAUGAAAUUCUUCGCGUUAUUGGUAUUUGUAACGGCCUGGUUUGCUUUGCAGAUGAUAUGGCAUGUUAUGGUAACAGCUUCAUAAUAUGGAACCCAUUUAUUAGGAAGUCAGUAACCCUUCCCAACCCUGGUAUUACUUUUCCCAUGUAUAACAGCAUUCCCAAUUAUGGCGGGUUUGAUGCUGCUAUUGGAUUCGGUUAUGAUGCGAUGACAUCUGACUAUAAGGUUGUUAGAGUUGCCACCCCUAAAAAUAAACUUCAAGGUCCAACCAUGGCUGAAGUUUAUUCACUAGCCACUGGCUCGUGGCGGAGUCUUGGUUCGGUUGCUCCUCAAUGUGCAAUAUAUGGAAGAGAAAAACAACUUUUUUUCAAUGGGGCUCUUCAUUGGCCUGCAGUAAGUAGGGAAAGGGAUGAUCAUUUCAUAUUGACUUUUGACCUAGGCAAUGAGUUAUUUUACAAGAUGUCGAUGCCAUCGAGUGUCAUAUGGAGUUACAUAUUGGGAUUGUUGUUGUCUGUUUCGGGUGACAAAAAAUUUGUAACUCUAUUUGUGAUGAACGCCGAUUCUAAAGAUUCUUAUCUUGAAAUAUGGGUGAUGAAGGAGUAUGGCGUGAAGGAGUCAUGGACCAAAUUGAUUAAUCUCGGUCCACAGGGUCCCGAAAGACUUUUUCCUCGGGCAUUAUGUUUUAGAAGGAACGGUGAAGUAUUAGUAAUGCUUCUUAAAGGAGGCAGGCAACUUGGGUUCGAGACCAAUAUAUCAAAGCAUGAACUUGUUUCCCUGGACCUUGUCAGCAAACAAAUGGAAAGUCUUGAGAUUUGUGGACCAUAUUGCUCUGUUGAUUCUUAUGAAGAGAGCCUUCUCUUACUGGACAAGACCGAUGCAGUUUCUCUUUAA
Pyrus x bretschneideri (Chinese white pear) is the source of this 1272-nucleotide messenger RNA. Its product is annotated as F-box/kelch-repeat protein At3g23880-like. Lineage: Eukaryota; Viridiplantae; Streptophyta; Magnoliopsida; Rosales; Rosaceae. Gene Ontology annotation, molecular function: protein binding. The transcript has a single exon. The coding region runs from base 31 to 1272 and encodes 413 amino acids. The record is from RefSeq and is a predicted model, not a curated record.